AAGUUAGAAAAGCUUCCGUAUUCUCCCCUUUAUAUAUGAACGAUAUUUGUGCCACUCUUAAUCAUUAUCCAACUCAAUUCAAUUCAAUUAUUUCUCAAAUUUGUGCCACUCAUAUUAUUAGAACCUCAAACAUUGUUAUUAUCAUGUCAAAAUCACCAACAUCAUCAUCAUCUCCACCCUCUGCCACAGCCAUAAUCAAUCAUCAGUACUGUGUUCCCCAUGAAGUUGAUCUUAUAAUCACGAAGCAGGUAACUUUUGGCGGCGAUGAUAACUUCACCGUCACAGACAUCAACAAGAACGUUGUUUUUACCGUUAUGGGUCCUCUUGCUACCUUCGUCAUGCCGCGAAAGGAACGUUUCUUGCGCGACGCUCGUGGCAACACCGUCCUCCGUCUUCGCAAGGCGAUAGGUGACGAUAUUUGGAAAGCAUAUAGAGGUGAAAGUACGGAACAAAGGGAUUUGAUUUUCAGUCGGAGACAACCGCCACCCUUCCAGCUAAAAGCCAACAUGGGCGUUUUCUUAGCAAAUAACACCACACAAGUUUGUGACUUCAAGAUUCUCAAACAAAAUUCCUUCGGUCAAUCUUGGCUUGUUUGCAUCGGCGAAUCAGACAACGUCGUUGCCCAGAUAACACAUGAAGUGUUCACUUGGUUUAGCAGAAAGAAAUUCAUGGUAAAAGUGUAUCCGAACAUUGAUUAUGCAUUCAUAGUGGCGCUAACUGUGACUCUUGAAUACCACCUCAGCCAUAGUGACUUGGCAAAGUUCUCAAGCUAAGGAAAACCGCCGCUGUUUGUUCCACUCAAUAAUUAGUGUGAAUUCGGUAUGGUGUACUCUGUUUCUUCAUUAUUGGAUGACAGAUAUAUGUGGUUGUAAUUUGCCUCCUUUUUUAAUUUUAUUUUCUCAUCUUGUAUAUAGCUAGCUAGUGGAUACUCACUGAAUUCCUCUCAUUCUCUUUCUACUUUUCAAUAUAUAUUUUAAUUUUUUACAAAUAA
This is a messenger RNA of Arachis duranensis, 991 nucleotides long. RefSeq names its product protein LURP-one-related 10-like. NCBI's taxonomy places the organism in Eukaryota, Viridiplantae, Streptophyta, Magnoliopsida, Fabales, Fabaceae. The transcript is spliced from 3 exons. The coding region runs from base 36 to 773 and encodes 245 amino acids. The record is from RefSeq and is a predicted model, not a curated record.